Molecule: messenger RNA, 2144 nt
Organism: Colias croceus (clouded yellow)
Lineage: Eukaryota; Metazoa; Arthropoda; Insecta; Lepidoptera; Pieridae
Gene: gammaTub37C
Product: tubulin gamma-2 chain-like
Exons: 10
Coding region: 109-1476 (455 amino acids)
Biological process (GO): meiotic spindle organization; mitotic spindle organization; microtubule nucleation
Cellular component (GO): centrosome; cytoplasm; gamma-tubulin complex
Molecular function (GO): structural constituent of cytoskeleton; GTP binding
Source: RefSeq, a predicted model, not a curated record
CAUAUAUUGGAAUUAAUCUGGAAUUAAUGUUUGACGGUUAAUUUGUUUACUUGUGUUUUUCGUUUUGUCGUUAAAAAUUCUGCGAUACAAAUAUUAUAUACCAUCACAAUGCCGAGUGAAAUGAUAACGCUUCAGCUUGGCCAAUGCGGCAAUCAAAUCGGUUUCGAGUUUUGGAAGCAACUAUGUAUAGAACACGGUAUAUCCCCGGAAGGCAUAUUGGAAGAGUUUGCUUCGGCUGGUUCUGAUCGUAAAGAUGUAUUCUUCUACCAAGCUGACGACGACCACUACAUACCCAGAGCAGUACUUUUGGAUCUGGAACCUCGUGUUAUCCAUACUAUUAUGAAUUCACCGUAUGCUAAGUUAUACAAUCCAGAAAAUGUAUACCUAUCAAAGCAUGGUGGUGGAGCUGGUAACAACUGGGCAUCUGGAUAUGCUCAAGGAGAGAAGCUGAAUGAAGAAGUGUUUGAUAUUAUCAAUAGAGAGGCAGAUGGCAGUGAUAAUUUAGAGGGCUUUGUAUUAUGUCACUCAAUAGCUGGUGGCACAGGGUCUGGAAUGGGAUCAAAUAUAUUGGAGCAUCUCUCAGACAGAUUUCCCAAGAAACUAGUCCAAACAUACAGUGUCUUCCCAAAUUUGGAUGAAAUAAGUGAUGUAGUAGUACAGCCAUACAACUCACUCCUCACGCUCAAGAGGCUAACAGAGAGCGCAGAUUGUGUGAUGGUACUGGACAACACUGCGCUCAAUCGUAUCGCUAGUGACCGAUUGCAUAUACAGAACCCGUCUUUUGCACAAAUAAACACUCUUGUAUCUACGAUUAUGAGCGCCAGCACAGCUACGUUGAGGUAUCCAUCAUACAUGAACAAUGAUCUGAUCAGUCUAGUCGCGCCUCUGAUUCCGACACCGAGACUGCACUUCUUAAUGACUGGCUACACUCCACUGUCUGCAGACCAUGAACUGAACACUGCGCCGAAAAUCCGCAAAACCACAGUCCUAGAUGUGAUGCAGCGCCUCCUCCAGCCCAAGAACAUGAUGGUGUCCCUCAGUCCUGACCGCGCUAAUCAACACUGCUAUAUCUCUAUUUUAAACAUCAUUCAGGGUGAAGUGGACCCGUCGCAAGUGCACAAGUCCCUUCAACGGAUCCGUGAACGCAAGCUAGCGUCGUUCAUCCCGUGGGGCCCCGCAUCCAUACAAGUGGCACUGUCUCGCCGCUCGCCCUACGUCACCUCCUCGCACAAGGUCUCCGGCCUGCUGCUAGCCAACCACACUAAUAUAUCUUCCCUGUUCGACCGGUGCCUGCAGCAGUUCGACAAGCUGCGCAAGCGCGAGGCGUUCAUCGACGUGUUCCGCAAGGAGCCGAUGUUCAAGGAUUCGCUGGAGGAGUUCGACGAGUCGCGCGCGGUGGUGGACGAGCUCGUGCGCGAGUACCAGGCGGCCGCCACGCCGGACUACGUGCACUGGAACCCGGGUGAGUGCACGUAGUGUGUGUUGCACGUACAGCCCAUGUUCGAGCACUCGCUGGAGGAGUUCGACGAGUCGCGCGCGGUGGUGGACGAGCUCGUGCGCGAGUACCAGGCGGCCGCCACGCCGGACUACGUGCACUGGAACCCGGGUGAGUGCACGUAGUGUGUGUUGCACGUACAGCCCAUGUUCGAGCACUCGCUGGAGGAGUUCGACGAGUCGCGCGCGGUGGUGGACGAGCUCGUGCGCGAGUACCAGGCGGCCGCCACGCCGGACUACGUGCACUGGAACCCGGAGAGCAGUCAGAUAUAAUAUUGACUUCUGAAGCCAAGGACACAAAGCUUCCAUGAAGGCAUUCCAAAGGAGACUGAUGCCGAAGUAUUCUCAGUUGUGAAGAAGUGCCAUUGUGUUGUUUAUUAUUCUCGAAUUUGUUAACCCCGCUCUCGCCUGUAGUUGUAAAAAAUAAGUAUUUUAUUGCCAUUAGUUGUGUUAUUCACUAACAUGACACUAGUUUUUAAUUAAAGCAUAUCAAUUUAUUAAGGCUUAGGUUUAGGACAACCUUAAAAACAAGUAAUGGAUCCCUAAAAAAUAAGUAUUAAAGAUCUGGACAUUUUAAAUGUACAUAACUUCAUGUGAAUAUUUAUGUUAUGUUAUGAUUUGGAUCACAAAAUAAAAGCCAUAAAUUUUUA